This is a messenger RNA of Protopolystoma xenopodis, 1632 nucleotides long. NCBI's taxonomy places the organism in Eukaryota, Metazoa, Platyhelminthes, Monogenea, Polystomatidea, Polystomatidae. The record is from the annotation of a GenBank genome assembly.
AUGAAAGCAAUUCUAGCCUCAUAUAAUGACGAGGACAUUUACCUAUUCGAUGCUCGGGAUAGUCGUCGACCUCCGCUACAUAGAUAUUGUGGCCACCGCAACAUGCAAACUGUUAAAGGUGUCAGUUUCUUUGGACCAAACAGCGAGUAUAUAGUCAGUGGGAGCGAUGAUCGAUACAUCUACAUCUGGGACCGUGAGUCUGAGGGCUUAGUUCAGUGGAUUUUGGCCAGCCAGACCGGAGUCGUCAAUGCAAUCGAGCCACAUCCAAGUUUACCGGUUUUGGCUACUGCAGGGCUUGAUUAUGAUGUUAAAAUCUGGUCUCCUAUAUGCGCCCGUUCUCCUUGGCCUUCACCACAUUGCUUUGAUGGUUCCAGUAAAGCAUCAGCUAAAAUAAGUACCUCUGUUGAUCUCCGAUUAGGUGCUACUCGUGGCAGCGAUGAAAUUCGAGACUCCUAUUUGGCCAAAUCAUUAUUUUCAUCUAAAGAGCUGUCUCGGGAUUCGGUAUUCAUAGACGACCACCUUGGAACAAACAGACCAGGCAUAGAUAGUAGCACUUCGUCCUCUGGUAUUGAUUGCAUUAGCAGUGAAGACGCAGACAAGAGUACGAAUAUAAUGCCGGAGGUUCUGGAGAACAACUCUAAGCAAUUGAAUAAACUGGAGCCUGAGAUAAAUUACAAGAAAUUUAAAGUUCCUUCUGAAAAACGUUUAUCAAACACUGAUUAUUAUUCUAGUAAUGAAUCAAUAAGUGAUGAUCCUGAAUCACACAACCAAGCCCGGGCACUACUUGGCGCGACGAUUAACUCCGUUGCUCCUCGGCUUUCAGAGGAUUCAAGUGACGACGAAGAAGCUUCAGAACUGCGUCUUGAUAAGGUUCGUGAACAGCUCAUUAGAGCCACCACAGCCGAUUUAAUUACUGGCCAACUUAACUGUGUACAAUCUGAUAUGAAUUCUAUUGUAAGUCAACCUGAUGCGAAAGCAACCCACGCCAAUGGCGACUCCUGUUCAAUCAGAUUGGCCUCAAUAGGCAAACGAAGCCUCGGUUUAGUCUCUCUGGAUAAUGAAGGCGGCUGCCAAAGUGAUUUUAACACUGAAUCUCAGAGAGCUCUUGAUGAUGAGAAGCGUCAAGAAGAUAGCCGAAGUAGUAUGCCAUUCAGGUCCGAAAGGAAAUUGGGGUCGGAUGCAAGUGGGUCGAUGAGUUCUAUGCCAAAACGUCCGCGAUUCUAUUCACCAUCUUCUCCACUGCAGCCCGGACUUGGCAUUAGUGCAGUUUUUUCAUCAGCUUCUGCCCAUUCUCUCAACUCGCCAUCUUCUCCUAACUCUCCAUCACCAUUACCCUCUGCUUCCACAUCUUCUAAUCGUUCAAUCCAGCCAGUAGAUUAUUCUGCUAAUAACUUGUCAGAAACCGCAGGAUUAAAUUCUGACGGCAAGUUAAUUAUCUCACAGAUCCCCAGUGUUUCAAACAGCCAUAUUGUCUCCAGCCCUCAGAUUUCCAGUUCUAGCCUUGACGCAUCUGAGGCCCAGCUACGCGAUCGGUUGCGUAGUCUUUUUUCAUUCGUGGAAGCCAAGAAAAAAAGUGAUAUGUCGCGGCUCGGUUCUUGUUUAUCUGAGGCGAGUUAUUUAACUUCAUAUUAA